Ceutorhynchus assimilis (cabbage seed weevil) is the source of this 1555-nucleotide messenger RNA. The record is from the annotation of a GenBank genome assembly. Lineage: Eukaryota; Metazoa; Arthropoda; Insecta; Coleoptera; Curculionidae.
AAAGAGAUAAACAUCAGUUGCAUUUAUUGCUCGUCUGAAUUAUGUCCUAAAAUGGAAGACGCUGGGAGAGAAUGGCCGCAAAUUUUAACCAUUGUCUUUGCAUGUAUCCCAGGAAUAUCGAGCGCGUUAAUAUUGACAUGGACAUCAGUUUUUCUACCAGUUAUAACAUCAGAUUAUGGUAUUUCCGAAGACGAAGCAAAUAUGUUGCCUAUAGUAACCUCACUCGGUUGUAUGAUCCCAGCCUUAUUUUUCUAUAAGCUACCAGAUUUAAUGGGGCGAAAAUAUACUCUAUUACUCCUAAAUGUACCCCAAGCUACUUAUUGGCUAUUCACAAUAUUUGCCAAAGAUAUGUACAGUCUCUGCGUUGCUAGAUUCCUAGGAGGUUUGGCAGACGCAAUAAUGUACUCGGCCCUACCAAUUUAUUUGGGAGAAGUGACCACACCAAAAAUAAGAGGCUCAUGGGGAAAUGGGCAAACAUUUUCGUUCAACGCUGGUUUUUUUCUGAUAAGCACCAUCGGUAGCUAUGUUUCCAUUCAAAACACUGCGUAUAUAUUCAUUACCCUACCGAUAUUUUGCAUAAUAGCAUUUUCAUGGCUACCAGAAUCUCCAUAUUAUUACUUGAUGAAGAAUAAAGAACAAAAAGCUCGUGAUUCGUUAAAGUGGCUUUUGAGAAAAGAAAAUAUUGAGCCCGAUUUUCAACAACUGAGGAAAGACGUUGAGAGGCAAAUUUCUGAAACAGGAACUUGGGCGGAUCUUUUUAAAAUAAAAAGUAACAGAAGAGCACUUAUAGCUUGUGUUUUCAUUAGAUGGGGGCAGCAGUGUGCAGGAAUAGCCGUUUUUGAAGGUUACUUUCGAACUAUAUUCGAAAAAACUGAAACUGCCUUGAGUCCGGAAGUAUCAGCAAUUAUUUUCUCAGGCUGGCUCUGGGUAGUAAUGACAAUAUUUUCUUUCUUUUUGGACACAUUCGGAAGAAGAAAAUCUUUUAUUUUUUCAUCACUUGGUUGUGUCAUCACAUUAGCAGCAGAAGCAAUUUACUUCUACAUAGAUGAGUUUCGAAGGGAUAUGGAUUUGACAUCGGUGAAAUGGUUCCCUAUAGUAGGACUUCUAUUUUAUUUGAUAUUCUACGCUGUCGGAUUGGGUAUUUUGCCCAGUUUAAUGGCAGGCGAACUUUUUUCCGCUAGUAUAAAAACUAAAGCUCUCUCAUUCGCAAACUUUAUGAUGGGACUCAUUGUAUUCGCGGAGACCUACACAUUUAAAAGUCUCAGCAGCCUUGUUGGAUUGUAUGCUCCUUUCGCAGUUUUCGCCAUUGCUACCUUUAUUUGUUUUAUAUUGGCUUUCUAUAUUGUGCCGGAGACUAAAGGGAAAACUCUUGAAGAAAUUCAGCAAGAUCUGAAGGCAUCCAAGAAAAACAAUAAAACGUUUUAUUGAAUAAAGAAAACAAAAUCUGUUUUAUAUUAAAACGAACCCAAUAAUAUAGUUGUUUAUUUGUUCUAUAAUUAAGAGUUUCAAAGCUGUAUUUUCCAAAUAAAUUUCUAAAAAAUUAUUAAACAAUUUU